AUGUCUGAAUCAGAGACCACCAGCCAGACACUCCCUCAGGCGCCUUCGCUAGUCCUCGUGGCGCCCAAGCCUCGUAGACCGAUCGCGCUCGUAGCUCGCAAGCACCACCAUCGUCACACUUCUUCGCAGUCACACUCUCGCUCCUCCCGAACUAUCUCUAGUGCGGUCACCAAGCCUCUUUCGGAAGAGGCGAAAGAUACGGUCGAGCGAGUCACCUCUCCCGCGUCGGCCUCUUCCACCGUGAGAAUGAUCGGUCAUCCCUACCCACGGGCAAAGACGCCGAGCAAUGUCAAUGUCAUCUCAAGCGCGGUCUCGCCCGCAGCUGCUGCGCUCGCCGGCGUCACUGGCUGGCCUCUCGGCCUGGGCAUCUCGCAGGUCUCGCCUCCUCCUCGCGCCAAGGCUUCGUCCCGAGAGGGCAUGGGCUCGCGCCCGCUGUCCCGUCUCUCCUCGAAGGACAGCGGUACCAACCCUUCGUCCCUGAUCCUCGCUACUGCCGAGCCCACGACGAAGCUGGCCUCCGUGCCGGAUGUCGUUGGUGAUAACAUUGCCCUUGACGGGUCUGCGGCCGACCAGACCGAUGAGCCCAUGCUGGCAUCUCCGCCUCUCAAGAAUCGAGCCGCAUCUUCCGACGUCCAGCGUACGCCGACCAGGAACAAGAGCACCGCUCAUCACAACCUCGUGUCGGCAGCCUCGCACCUCAGUGCCCGCUCCGCCCUCGAGGAUGAUCAGGAGCCUCGCUCCACUCCUACCCUUGGUGCUUUGUCUCCUCGUCCUAAGGACAGCACCCAGGGCCUCACACUCUCGCCCACGUCUCCCACCGAGCAGCGCAUCACUGCAGCCGCCUCUGCCAAUGCAGCACGGCUUCCCCUCCCGCUCUCCUCGCCUCCCGCUGUGCCCGCCGCAGUGACCAACAGCGUCGACCAACUCAUCAAAGAGAGCCCUCGCCGCGAAAACACGGCAUCCGUUGCGCCCUCGCCCUGCCUCUCGCAGAGUCACUCGCGCAGUCCCUCUGCCAGCCCCUCUCCCUGCCCGUCUCCCGGCUUCAGCACGCUCCUCGAUACUCACUUGAAUCCUCAAAAGCACGCCGACGAGCCGCGCAAAAUAGCUCUUCCCCUUCCACCCAUGCCGACCUCUCCCAUUCCCCGCAAAAUGACCCGCAACCCGUUCGAACGCUAUCUCAGCGUCCACACUGCUCGCGACGGGACCAGCUGCACCCUGCAUGCUCGAUUCGCCAUGGCUGUUGCUAACAAUGUGCACAAGCCCAGGUCUGUCUUGGAGGCGAUGGAAAGGCAGAUCUCGCGCGAGAUGGCGCAGAUGGACGAGGAGAUGGCUACCGUGGGCAUCUCUCCGGCCAGACCCAAGCUGCUUAGCGUCCAUUCGGGCAGGAGCACCGGAAUGGAUGUCGAGGAGUGA
Messenger RNA from Kalmanozyma brasiliensis GHG001, 1413 nucleotides. RefSeq lists its product as uncharacterized. Lineage: Eukaryota; Fungi; Basidiomycota; Ustilaginomycetes; Ustilaginales. The record is from RefSeq and is a predicted model, not a curated record. Bases 1 to 1413 code for a protein of 470 amino acids. The transcript has a single exon.